AGAAUUACCAUUGUCUGCUGUGCUCAUGUGCUAUGCUUCAAAAAACCGAGGCUCCAGGCUACCGAGGUUAAACACACAAAAACGGAGCAACAACGAAAAUUUGUGCUAUUCAAGGGUUAGACAACGACUAUACAUCACACACAAGUAGUUGCGUGUGCUCAAUGAGAGAGAAGAGUAUGCAUGCGAUCGCAACAUUAUACGGAGGCAAAGUGACAGACCUCUGACGAAGCAUUAAAAGGCGUCGUCGCCCAGCAAAUCUUCUGGUCGAGCCAUACAAACAGCCUGACAGCACAAAAUGCCUCUUGCUGCAAUAAACUGCCCACACGUUGACAACCAUGGUGACUUGAUAGUAGUUGAAAACAUAAUAGCUCACCAGGAAACUUUUGAUAAAUGUAGUGAAUGUGAACACAAAGGUCCAAACCUCUGGUUAUGUCUACAUCCCGAGUGUCGUUACGUAGGCUGUGCAGAGGGACAGUUUGAUCACAGCACCAUUCACAAUAGAAAAUUUCCAACUCACUCUGUCCACAUGAAUCUUUCAUCAAAUAGGAUCUGGUGUUACUUUUGCCAGAUAGAAGUUCACACUGUACAUGUGCCGUCAAAUCAAUCUGAUUUCAAGAUUUACAGUGAUAAACUAACUGGUGACUCGUCUGUCAACAUAGACUUCAAGCCAGACGAAUAUGAAUUUCAGAGAUUGCGAAAAAAAUACAAGGGUAGUAAUGUACUCGAUGAUAUGGCAAACGCUGAAAGGGGAGAUUCUUAUGUUGAUAAAUCAGAAGAUUCACCAGAUAGCACAGACACAGAUGAAAGUAGAGAUUCUUCCGGAAAGCCCAGAGGAUUGGUUGGUCUUCAAAACAUUGGAAACACCUGUUAUAUGAAUGCAGCGCUUCAAGCUUUGUCAAAUGUACCUCCUUUAACCCACUAUUUUUUGGAUUGCGAACAUAUGGUUUAUUACAUUACUAAAGAUCGUAAGGCUAAUUUAAGUCUGAGUUACAUGCAUCUUAUAAAAGAAAUGUGGAGCAAAAGAUCCUUAGGCUAUGUGGUGCCACAUGCAAUAUUAACAGGCAUAAGAACAGUUCAACCAAUGUAUCGAGGUUAUCAUCAGCACGAUACCCAAGAGUUCCUAAGGUGUUUUAUGGACCAACUGCACGAAGAGCUGAAAGAACACAUAGAGGAAGACCGCGAGAGUCAGGUGCGAUUGAAAAGUGUCUGUGAACCAUCCUCAGAUGAAGAGGAGACCGAGGGCGAUGGUACAGGAUCGAGUCAGUCGGAUGCUGAGUACGAAACCUGCGAUUCAGGUGUAAGCGAGCGGAGCUCGCUCAGCGACGAGGGCGAGCGAGGCAUGAAACGCCGACACUCCCGAAUCAGCCAGCAAGCCGAGAAACUGCGCAACAAGUUCACAAGCCGAAGCAUGAAGAAGAGCAAUGCAAGCUCCCACGAGGUCAAUUUUUUUUCGCGGGAGCGUGGCUCUCAGUCUGGCAGCUCGCCCAUCAAGCACCGAUCGAAAAAACAAAUCAAAACGCGUAGCGUCAUCAGCGAUGUCUUUGACGGGAAAUUGCUGAGCAGCGUGCAGUGCCUCACGUGCGAUCGCAUAUCGACGCGCAUUGAGACCUUCCAAGAUCUGUCGCUGCCUAUACCUAGCCGUGACCAUAUCGACAUGCUGCAUCAGGGCUCGCUCACGCCUCAGAAGGCAAGCCCAUGCACGGACGUUACGUACGUGACCAAUCAAGCAGGCUGGUUCUCCUGGUUUUUCCAGUGGAUGCGUUCAUGGUUCUGGGGCCCAGUCGUCAGUCUCCACGACUGCCUCUCAGCCUUUUUUAGCGCUGAUGAGCUGAAAGGUGAUAAUAUGUAUAGCUGUGAGAAGUGCAACAAGCUUAGGAACGGUAUCAAAUUUUCCAAAGUACUAGAACUGCCGGAAGUCCUGUGCAUCCACCUCAAGCGUUUCCGUCACGAGCUCAUGUUCAGCUCAAAAAUCGCCAACUACGUUUCCUUCCCUCUCGAGGGUCUUGACAUGCGGCCUUUCCUUCACAAAGACUGUGUGUCAAAGGUCACCACUUACGAUCUCAUGUCGGUCAUCUGCCAUCAUGGCACUGCAUGCGGUGGCCACUAUGUCUGCUAUGCUUUAAAUCGAAUCACGAAUCAGUGGUUCGAGUUCGACGACCAGACAGUGACUCCCGUAUCGCCGGAUACGGUCAAGAAUUGCGGUGCAUAUGUUCUUUUCUAUCGCAAGUGGUCGAAUGAGAUGAUCCAACUUCGCGAGAAAACGGUCGAGUUGUUGGACAUAUCGUCCAAGGAUGCGACGGAUUUGAACUUUUUCGUCAGCAGACAAUGGAUCAACCGGUUUAAUACGUUCGCAGAGCCAGGGCUGAUCGAUAAUUCAGACUUUCUAUGCCCGCACGGAGGCGUCAAUCCAUUGAGAACUAAAAUUGUUGAUAAGAUUUGUACACCCAUACCACAGACUGUUUGGGAGUACCUAUGGAAAACGUUUGGUGGUGGUCCCAGCUGUACUAAUUUAUACCAAUGUCCUACUUGCGAAGAAAAGUGUGAAGCAUUAGAAAAGCGUCGAAACUACGAACUCGAUGUUUUCAACCAGCUAAGUCGUCCUGAUAAUCCAACAGCACUUUUCGCUAUAUCAAUGUCUUGGUUCAGACAGUGGCAGAGUUUUGUCAAAGUCAAGGAAACUCUUCCUCCUGGACCUAUAGAUAACAGUUCCAUUGUUGUGAAUAAAAGUGGUCAAACGGUUCUGAAACCAGGUUCUGAUUAUGGUCCAAUACCAGACGAACUUUGGGAAUUUUUUGUAAAUACAUACAGUGGAGGACCUAACGUGAUGAUUCACUCGUGUCAGCGACCAGUGCCUGCACAUUCUAGUUUACCCACACAUUCCAAUACAAAUCUGAAUCUCACAGAUUUGUAUCCUCAAUUAGCUAGGCUAGCAGAGGCUAAAACAAAACAAAUGACCACUGCAAGAAGUACUGAGUCGAUACCGAUGACAGACAUUAAUCCUACUGUUGAGAAUACCAUAACGACUGUGGGUAAUUCUCAACUUGUAACUAAAGAAACAAAUAGUUAAGAAUUUCCUCUUUCUGCUUUAUUGACGUUCGUGUGUCAAAACUUUAUUUACAAUGUCAUGUGUCAUUCUAAUGAAUUCCGGCUGGUUGCCACUGACUAACUAAAUGAAAUGUCAAUUUAUUAAAAAAUAAAUUGUUUUUUACCAAUAUGAUUUAACAAUCCACAAAUUAGUGGCGAUUGAUUUUCGAAUAAUAUGACAAUUUGAUUUUUCUUUUCCUGGUACGAUAAUUGGGCCGAGAGACAUAAUUUUCGUUAUAAAGUACUUUGCAUUACAUUCUAGUAAUUUUACAAUACUAGGAUUUCGUGGAAUUCAUUGAAACAUCAAUCAAUCUAUGAAUAUGUUAUCGACAACGUCAAUAAAACAGCGCCUUUAGUGUUACAAACUUGAAAUCAUAAUCCUCCAAGGCAAGGAGUUUUUCAUGUUGUACACGACAAAGAUUUUUUUUCUUUAAUUGCUUAGAUUCAAAAGUAUUUUAUUCAACUGAAAUUGAACAUUUGUGUAUAUGAACAUAGAACGCUUGUAAAAAUAAGCGAGAGUGAGAUAAAUGCAUAGUAGUUGGCGUCUUUGCCAAAUCAAAAGCGUAUAGUGUACAUAUGUAUUUUUCUGUGAAAAAGAAAAAAAAAACUUUAAAAAAAUGUUUUUCGUCACCUCUCAUAUGGCUUUUACAAGCAAGGCUUGCAAUGGUGCAACAUAAUACGGUAAAUCUGUGAUUUAUCUUAAAGUCAAGCCAGACGAUUUUUCAGCCACGUAUUCAAAGGGAAGAAAGCUUUAUUUAGAAAAAAUUUAGUAACAUAUUUAUCAGCUUUUUGCAUUGGUGAUGAAAUCACAAAUUUUAUUUCUUUUUUUUGGGGUACCUUACAACAAAUUGAAUAAUUAUUCAACAUCUACCGCUUGCAUGAACUUAUAUGUGCAUCUUUAUUAAUGGCAUUUAAGUUGAGCAUUCUAACUGUGUAGCGUAAAACAACGCAUUAUUUGCGUGGGUGUACGAGGAAGAACAGAAGACUGACAAUUACACGAAGAAAAAACACAAAUGCAAUUUAUUUGAGAUACAUUCUCGGCGCUUUUUGUUUUUAUAUGUAUCAAAAAUUACGAUGAAAAAAAAAAAUUUUAAAUAAUGGUACAGUUUGUCAUAUAUUAUAAUAAUAAUAAUGAUAAAAAAUAAAAAAUAAAAAAAUUAGUAACAAAGUAAGGGAAUAAUGCCAAACAGUGCGAAGUUAAACUUUGUAUUCUAAAUGAUAAUGUUUAUUGUGCUAUUACACGUAAGAUAGAAUUAUUACAAAGAGUUUAAAAUGGUGUGGUGGAGAGAAAAAGUUUAUUUUGUUGAGAUAAUACGUUGAUAGUUGUAUUAUUGCAUUGUUAGUUGAUAUUAAUUUAUUUGAUUUACAUAUCGCUUGACAGCUACAUAACUUUAUCCCCAUGUUUUCGAGGAGUAUAUUGUACUCCAUUAUAAAAAAAAAAACUUUUCUCAUGCUACCUUUGACUAUUUAACGAAAAGCAUCGUGCAAGUUUAAACAAAAAAUGUCUCAGCAUACAUUGUAUAUUAAUAAUUAAAAAAAAUUAAAAGUUUUACGGUGUGCAUCGAAUGGAAAAAAACAAAAAAUGACAACAAAAAACAAUGGAAAAAUCGAUAGAAAGCCUACUUCUGGUAAGUUGAGCUGAUAAUUGUAAAAAAAAAAAAAAAAAAAAACUUGUGAAAUCCCAAUAACCCCAUUAUAGUUAUUGCGGCAUGUAACACAACAUGAACAAGCAAAAAGGAAAAUAAAGAUUUUUUCUAUCCAUUAA
This is a messenger RNA of Copidosoma floridanum, 4849 nucleotides long. RefSeq names its product Ubiquitin specific protease 20/33 (gene Usp20-33). Gene Ontology annotation, biological process: protein deubiquitination. NCBI's taxonomy places the organism in Eukaryota, Metazoa, Arthropoda, Insecta, Hymenoptera, Encyrtidae. Gene Ontology annotation, molecular function: zinc ion binding; cysteine-type deubiquitinase activity. The record is from RefSeq and is a predicted model, not a curated record.